This is a messenger RNA of Vombatus ursinus (common wombat), 2291 nucleotides long. RefSeq names its product odd-skipped related transciption factor 2 (gene OSR2). The transcript is spliced from 3 exons. NCBI's taxonomy places the organism in Eukaryota, Metazoa, Chordata, Mammalia, Diprotodontia, Vombatidae. Bases 1027 to 1962 code for a protein of 311 amino acids. Gene Ontology annotation, biological process: embryo development; urogenital system development; regulation of transcription by RNA polymerase II. Gene Ontology annotation, molecular function: RNA polymerase II transcription regulatory region sequence-specific DNA binding; DNA-binding transcription factor activity, RNA polymerase II-specific. Gene Ontology annotation, cellular component: nucleus. The record is from RefSeq and is a predicted model, not a curated record.
GGUGUCACCCUUCCUUCAGCACUUCACUCCUGAUGAAUGGGGUUAAUGUGAAGGGAAGAGAGAAUUAAGGCUUUGAGAUCAGAGAAUAAGUGUCCUAAGUCUGUGACCGGGGUGGAAGGAGAAAAGGCCCCACCACCCACCCGAAAAACCUGGAUAGCUGCUUCUACAUUUGCCACAUCUCGCUCCACCCGCCACACACACUUCUAGCAGUGCUCUCUGGGUCUAGCAGGAAAACGGUGGUGGCCUCCUCCUGGAACUGAGAAAUUGACUGAGGUGGCUGUGAGUUGGGGUGAGGGAAGAGGAAGACCCUAAGGCAAACUAUCUGUCCAGAGGCCUAGUCUGCUGGACCCCAGUCUUGGCCUGACUAUCCAGAGGCCCACAGAAGAGACAGUAGCUGUGGCAGAGACUUCACUUACCCGGUGCUCCGAUGGAUCCGGGUCCAGAGCUUACAGGGCAAGUACCCUAGUUCAGAAAGUGAUAGGUUUUGUUGACGGGAAAAUAUCGUUUGACCUGAAAGCCUUUGCUAGGGGAAAGGAGACUGAGGGAGGGGAUGGGUAAGGGCUUCUCUUUCUCUGGGUAGGUGCGCUUUUGCCUCCUAGCGCGAGGGCCGACCUUUAUCUAAAUUCGCUGGACUAGUAAGUAGCCCAGACGCUCCUCUCCCCCUCUUCCUCAUUUCCUUGAUGGUGAUGUUUUUGUUGUUUGUUUUUCUCAGACGAAUCGGGUUGGGAAUCGAACCCAGUAACUGAACUGGGGCUGUGCAUAUUUCCCUAGAGUUCACUCCAUGGGAGGUUAGUAGGGAACAAUGGACCGAGGGAAGGGUCUCGAGCCAGCGCCGAGUCUAAUGUGCUCCCCAAAUCCGUCUGGAUAAACAUUCAUGGCUCUCUCUACUCUUCCUUCUCUCCUUCCUCCUCUUGUAGGGUCUUAUCUCCUCGGCGUCAGCCUCUUUGGUUUGCCUCCGACUAUCCCCGUGAGCCCCUAGUCCUGGAAGAAAGGGGCAGAACCUUCUGCACCCACCGAGUCCGGAAGAUGGGGAGCAAGGCUCUGCCCGCGCCUAUCCCUCUCCACCCCUCGCUGCAACUCACCAACUACUCCUUCCUCCAGGCUGUGAACACCUUUCCGGCCGCCGUGGACCACUUGCAGGGCCUGUACGGGCUCAGCGCUGUGCAGACCAUGCACAUGAACCACUGGACGCUAGGCUACCCCAACAUGCAUGAGAUCACCCGUUCCACCAUCACGGAGAUGGCUGCGGCGCAGGGCCUGGUGGACGCCCGCUUCCCCUUCCCGGCCCUGCCCUUCGCCACCCACCUCUUCCACCCCAAACAGGGGGCCAUUGCCCACGUCCUCCCGGCCCUGCACAAGGACCGGCCCCGCUUUGACUUUGCCAACCUGGCCGUGGCCGCCACGCAGGAGGACCCCCCCAAAAUGGACCUGACCAAGCUGAGCCCGGGCCUGGGCAGCCCCAUCUCGGGCAUCAGUAAAUUGACUCCGGACAGAAAACCCUCUCGGGGGAGGUUGCCUUCCAAAACGAAAAAAGAAUUUAUCUGCAAGUUCUGUGGCAGGCACUUUACCAAAUCCUACAACUUGCUCAUUCACGAGAGAACCCACACGGACGAGAGGCCUUACACUUGCGACAUCUGCCACAAGGCCUUCCGGAGGCAAGAUCACCUGAGGGAUCACAGGUAUAUCCAUUCCAAAGAAAAACCCUUCAAAUGUCAGGAAUGUGGGAAAGGAUUUUGUCAGUCUAGAACUCUGGCGGUUCACAAAACUUUACACAUGCAGGAAUCUCCACACAAAUGCCCCACAUGUGGAAGAACCUUUAAUCAGAGAAGUAAUCUGAAAACUCACCUUCUCACCCAUACAGACAUCAAGCCCUACAACUGCGAGCAGUGCGGCAAAGUGUUCAGGCGAAACUGUGAUCUGCGGCGGCACAGUCUGACCCACACUCCUCGGCAGGACUUCUAGAGAAACCAAGCAUCUGCCCCCCCCCCCCACCCUUGCCUGCCUUCCCCACCCCGCCAGGCCCUCCUCGGGCCGACCUGUUCCCGACUGACCCCAACUGGCCCCCUGCAGCUGCACCUGCAGCUCCAAGGAGCUGAUAACUCUUCUGGCGGACUCACACUAUAGAAAGCCACACACACACACACACACACACACACACACACACACACACACACCCCUACACAAAGAGCAUAUGCUAGUCUCUUGUAGAUAUUCACAGCUCAUUUUAGAGCUCUGUACAUAAGUGAGGGGGAUUGUUUUGUUGUUUCUUGGGGUUUUUGUGCAGUUGUGUU